Messenger RNA from Helobdella robusta, 333 nucleotides. RefSeq lists its product as hypothetical. The transcript is spliced from 2 exons. Lineage: Eukaryota; Metazoa; Annelida; Clitellata; Rhynchobdellida; Glossiphoniidae. The record is from RefSeq and is a predicted model, not a curated record. Bases 1 to 333 code for a protein of 110 amino acids.
AUGGUCGUCCUACCUCGUGAUCUCUUACACAAUCUACAAAGCGGUAACCAGGAGGAAAAAACAACGGCCCCUAGUCCCCAGCAGGCCUUAAGUGGUCAAGGGGUGCCAAGAAUUCCUGGGAAGUAUGCAAUAGCGGAGGGAUGUUGCAGAAAAAUUCAGAAUGGCCCCUCUAUGGUACUUAGACUUGGAACGCUCAAUGUUGGAUCACUGACUGGCCGCAGCAUGGAAAUCGCAGAAAUGCUCGAGCGUAGAAGGAUUGACAUCUGCUGCCUUCAGGAAACCCGAUGGAAAUCGAAUGGUGUCUGUCAUGUCAACUCAGACAAAGAAAAAUAA